Messenger RNA from Sapajus apella (tufted capuchin), 10525 nucleotides. RefSeq names its product nuclear factor of activated T cells 5 (gene NFAT5). NCBI's taxonomy places the organism in Eukaryota, Metazoa, Chordata, Mammalia, Primates, Cebidae. Gene Ontology annotation, biological process: regulation of transcription by RNA polymerase II; calcineurin-NFAT signaling cascade; cytokine production. Gene Ontology annotation, molecular function: RNA polymerase II cis-regulatory region sequence-specific DNA binding; DNA-binding transcription factor activity, RNA polymerase II-specific; transcription factor binding. The transcript is spliced from 12 exons. The coding region runs from base 2825 to 6805 and encodes 1326 amino acids. Gene Ontology annotation, cellular component: transcription regulator complex. The record is from RefSeq and is a predicted model, not a curated record.
UGCAGUGAGCCGUGAUCGUGCCACUGCACUGUAGCUUGAGCAACAGAGCUUAAAAAAAAAAAAAGAGUUUUAUAGUUUUACAAAAAUUAUCUCCUUUGUCUUAAAAUGAGUAGAAUCUUUGCAAUUUGGGGGCCAAACCAAACUGAGGUAUACUUUAAAAAGUAAUAUUAUUUUUCAAUUAAAAGAUACUUACUUUCUACUCUGACAGAGUUAAUAUUUUCAGUGUCAGAGUUUUGUGCUAAUUAACUUUUUCUUUAAUAAGUAUACCCAGGAAAUGGCAGGAAAUGCAAGAAUCAUGUGUUAGCUGUCCAAGGAAAAUGUAUAGAAUAUUUAAAUUUACAUAGGGUAUGAUAUCACAGUUUGGCAUACUUGUCCCAGAACACACACUUAUGUAUGACUUUUAAGUCAUUUGGGUUUUAUAAUCAUUAUGGCUUUGAUAAGGUUUGCAAGAUAAAAAUUUUACCUCAGAGAAUAAGACAAGGUUACAUUGUGCAUAUUAAAUUCAUAAAUAUCAUAUAAGUUGCUUUUGGGUUCAUGAUUGCUUUUCACCUGUACUUUCCAUCUGUCAUGAACAGGGAUCCCUGAGAUGUUCAUACUCUGCAUUCUCAUGUGCAUGAUCCUUAGAUUUAAGAAGGGUGAGUGGGAGAAAGCUGCUUUAUGGAAAUAUAAGUUCACAGCAUUCAUGUAUUUUGUGUUCCACUGCAAAUAUUGCAUGCUGCAUACUUGUAUGCUGCAUACUUGUAUUUCUCUGAAAAUGAAGAACAGGCUUACACACACAAAAAAAUUUAGUUUCGUUUUUGCCAAUAGUUGGAACAGAUGGAGGAAUGUUAGAUAUAAUACCUUUUCUAUUUUUUCUAAAAUGAAUUCUGUAGUAUUUUUCAAAAGACAAGGAAAAAAUUUAUAUUUAAACUCAAAGUGGCUACAAAUCAGCUCCUAAACUGUCACUGGCAUUAGCAUAUAGAUUUUGUAGUUUUUACAAAUCUUUUACAGUAUUUAUUUACUAAGAAAACAUUGCAUUAAUGCAUGUUACAAAAUUGAUAAGUUUUCCUUCAAAGUGGAAUGCAGUUUAAAGUGACUGAAUUUUCUAAUUUCAGCUACUGCAUUUGACAAGGAUACAUACUGGAAAAUGGAACUGGUAUCAUCUAAUUUCUUUAGGCUCUUUCACUUAUGGUAGUUGGAAAAAAUCUUUCCAUGUCAGAUUAUGUAGAUCAUAUUAUUGAUGACUAAUAUUAAUUACUGUGCUCUUUAGCCUUGACAGCAAUGAAGAAUUCUGGGUGGAUAUAGUUCAUUGAAAUAAUUUAGGUGUAUUUUAAAUACAUGUUUUCAAUUAAAAAAACAGAUCUUUGGCACUUGGCUUUUAAUUAUCUAAACAUUGACAUUCUUACAUUGUACUCUUUAUCAUUGAUAUGAAUGUUGCAAUUCCAUUAACUGCACAUCACAAUUUUAGCAUAUACUUUAAAACAGUGGCAUAGUUGGCUGUAGAUACAAAUUAAUUUUAGAUUGAAAUGUAUCUUUGUCACAUGUUACCUAUUUUUAUUUUUGUGUGUGCAUAUGAUGACAAACCUUUCCAUAUUGAGAAUAAGAUAAAAUGAUAUCUAAAAUGUUAGUCAUGAAACUUUCAACCUUAGCAAUUAAUGUGCCUCUGAGGUUAUGCUGUUAAGGGCUAAAGUAGUAGUAUUUUCAGUGAGCUAUUCUGCCAGUUGCCACACGUGCUGAAAAGAUCUAUGUAAAUCUUUUUUUGCUAGGCAUAGUAGAUAAAUGGUUUUAUAAAAAAAAAUAUUUUUAUAGGAAUUAAUUCUGAUGCUCUCCAGAGAUUUUUAUGCUUACCUAUUUUUUUUGUUAGACUUCAGCCAAUAAAUUUACCAUUGUUCUUACAUUGGAAAAUUCCCUGACUAGUAACAAUCAACCAGGCCCUUUAAAAAGAGAGAAAAUAGACAGCUGUAACCAAUUGUUGAGCAUGUAAUCAAUCACUUUAUAAGAGAAAUCCAUCCAUUAAUCUGUUCUUCCUUUGCUUUUUAUUCUGUCAUAAAGGAUGGGUUUAUUUUAGAGCUUAUGGUUUUGAACUACCACUUCCAGCUUCUGGAGACACAAUGAUUAACUUGCUUAUCUUCUACAACCCAGCAUGUUCCAAAUCAAACCUUUUUCAUCUUGUUUCUUCUAGAUUUUACAACCAAUUAUAGUGACAAUACCAGUUCCAUUUUGCCUCCAAUUCAGUUGAUUAUAUAUUUUUUCUAUUUAUUUCUCAUUUUAUAAUUGAUAUCUGCAAUAAUCAGCAGCUCUUUUCUCAUUUAUUUUCUCAUAUUUUUAUUCCAGGAUUUGCCUCUGAAGCAGGGAGUGUCUGCAUUAAAAAUGACCUGUAGUUCUCUGCUUCAUAGGUUAGAAACUUAUUUUAAUAUUUUGUGGCUAAGCACAGUCCCACUUUUCAAAUUCUAUAAUGAAUUAUUUAAUUGGCAUUGAAUGUGGACCACAAGAAUAUAUUUCAUAUUGGGGUUUUCUUUAUUACUUUAAAUGAUUAAAAUUCAAUAGGAUGUCCGGCUGAGGCAAUAAAAGCUUUAUUUUUGCUUUACAGCUUAAAACAUUAAAUUAGAUUUUUAAAAUCUAUUGAUUGUAACACAAGUUAAAUAAUGCUAUUUGGGCAUUUUUAAAAAUUGCAUUUCUUAGGCCUUAUAUUGCUUGAAGCAUUUAUAUUCUAAAACGUAACCAAAUUCCGACUAUUCAUUUUGGGGAAAAACAAUCAGUUCGCAAAUCACAUUUUCAAUGGGACUGCUAGCCAGCAUAGGUGAAAACAUGUAUAGUGUAUUUACUCUUGAAUUGUACACUGCAGAUGCUUCUUCAGCUCCCUCCUCUUCCUCCAUGGGCGGUGCUUGCAGCUCCUUUACCACCUCUUCCAGCCCUACCAUUUAUUCUACCUCAGUCACCGACAGCAAGGCUAUGCAAGUGGAGAGCUGCUCCUCAGCCUUGGGGAACAUUGGAAAACCAAAAAGGAACUGGAGUAAAGAAGAGCCCUAUGUUGUGUGGACAAUAUCCUGUUAAAAGUGAGGGAAAGGAGCUGAAGAUAGUUGUACAACCUGAGACACAGCACCGAGCUCGGUACCUUACUGAGGGCAGCCGAGGCUCAGUAAAAGACAGAACACAGCAAGGCUUUCCUACAGUAAAGCUGGAAGGCCACAAUGAACCUGUAGUGUUGCAGGUGUUUGUGGGCAACGACUCUGGACGAGUGAAACCACAUGGAUUUUAUCAGGCCUGCAGGGUAACUGGACGAAAUACAACUCCUUGCAAAGAAGUGGACAUUGAAGGCACUACUGUUAUAGAAGUUGGCCUUGAUCCUAGCAACAACAUGACACUGGCGGUGGACUGUGUAGGGAUAUUGAAAUUGAGGAAUGCUGAUGUUGAAGCCAGAAUAGGAAUUGCUGGUUCCAAGAAGAAAAGCACUCGUGCCAGAUUGGUUUUUCGAGUUAAUAUCACGAGGAAAGACGGCUCCACUUUGACACUGCAAACACCCUCUUCUCCAAUUUUGUGUACUCAGCCAGCAGGAGUGCCAGAAAUCUUGAAGAAAAGCUUGCAUAGCUGUUCAGUGAAAGGAGAAGAAGAAGUGUUUUUAAUCGGCAAGAACUUUCUGAAAGGAACUAAAGUUAUUUUCCAAGAAAAUGUUUCUGAUGAAAACUCUUGGAAGUCAGAAGCUGAAAUUGACAUGGAAUUAUUUCAUCAGAAUCAUCUUAUUGUGAAGGUUCCCCCCUAUCAUGAUCAACAUAUAACUUUGCCUGUAUCAGUGGGAAUAUAUGUAGUGACGAAUGCUGGAAGAUCUCAUGACGUUCAACCAUUCACUUAUACUCCAGACCCAGCAGCUGGUGCUUUGAAUGUAAAUGUGAAGAAGGAAAUAUCUAGUCCAGCGAGACCUUGCUCUUUUGAAGAGGCCAUGAAAGCAAUGAAGACUACUGGAUGUAAUUUAGAUAAGGUAAAUAUUAUUCCUAAUGCCCUGAUCACUCCACUCAUACCAAGCAGUAUGAUUAAGAGUGAAGAUGUUACUCCAAUGGAAGUAACAGCAGAAAAAAGAUCUUCCACUAUUUUCAAGACUACAAACACAGUUGGAUCAACUCAGCAAACAUUAGAAAACAUCUCAAACAUAGCAGGAAAUGGCUCUUUUUCAUCACCGUCAUCUUCCCACCUGCCUUCAGAAAAUGAAAAACAGCAGCAGAUUCAGCCCAAGGCUUACAACCCAGAGACCCUGACAACUAUUCAAACCCAGGACAUCUCACAGCCUGGUACUUUUCCAGCAGUUUCUGCUUCUAGUCAGCUGCCCAACAGCGAUGCUCUAUUGCAGCAGGCUACACAGUUUCAGACAAGAGAAACUCAGUCUAGAGAGGUAUUACAGUCAGAUGGCACAGUGGUUAAUUUGUCACAACUGACUGAGGCGUCACAACAACAGCAGCAGUCACCACUACAAGAACAAGCACAGACUCUACAGCAGCAGAUUUCAUCAAAUAUUUUUCCAUCACCAAAUAGUGUGAGUCAGCUUCAGAAUACUAUUCAGCAGUUGCAAGCAGGGAGUUUUACAGGCAGUACUGCUAGUGGCAGCACUGGAAGUGUUGACUUGGUCCAGCAAGUUUUAGAGGCACAGCAACAGUUAUCUUCAGUUUUAUUUUCUGCUCCAGAUGGUAAUGAGAAUGUUCAAGAGCAGCUUAGUGCAGACAUUUUUCAACAAGUCAGUCAAAUUCAAAGUGGUGUAAGCCCUGGAAUGUUUUCCUCAACAGAGCCAACAGUCCAUACCAGACCAGAUAAUUUAUUACCUGGAAGAGCUGAAAGUGUUCAUCCACAGUCUGAAAACACGUUAUCUAAUCAACAGCAGCAGCAGCAGCAACAGCAAGUGAUGGAAUCUUCAGCCGCAAUGGUGAUGGAGAUGCAGCAGAGUAUCUGCCAGGCAGCUGCCCAGAUUCAGUCAGAGUUAUUCCCUUCAACUGCUGCAGCAAAUGGAAACCUUCAGCAAUCACCAGUUUACCAGCAGACUUCUCACAUGAUGAGUGCAUUGUCUACCAGUGAGGAUAUGCAAAUGCAGUGUGAAUUGUUUUCUUCUCCUCCUGCAGUUUCUGGAAAUGAAACUUCUACAACCACCACACAGCAGGUUGCAACCCCUGGCACUACCAUGUUUCAGACACCAAGUUCAGGAGAUGGAGAAGAAACUGGAACACAAGCAAAACAGAUUCAGAACAGUGUCUUUCAGACGAUGGUCCAAAUGCAACAUAGUGGGGACAGUCAACCUCAAGUUAACCUUUUUUCGUCCACAAAAAGUAUGAUGAGUGUUCAGAAUAGUGGUACGCAGCAACAAGGUAAUGGUUUAUUCCAGCAAGGGAAUGAGAUGAUGUCACUUCAAUCUGGAAAUUUUUUGCAGCAGUCUUCUCAUUCACAGGCCCAGCUUUUUCAUCCUCAAAAUCCUAUUGCUGAUGCUCAGAACCUUUCCCAGGAAACUCAAGGUUCUAUUUUUCAUAGUCCAAAUCCUAUUGUCCACAGUCAGACUUCUACAACCUCCUCUGAACAAAUGCAGCCUCCAAUGUUUCAUUCUCAAAAUACCAUUGCUGUGUUACAGGGCUCUUCAGUUUCUCAAGACCAGCAGUCAGCCAACAUAUUUCUUUCCCAGAGUCCUAUGAGUAAUCUUCAGACUAACACAGUAGCCCAAGAAGAACAGAUUUCAUUUUUUGCAGCACCAAACUCAAUUUCUUCACUUCAGUCAACAUCAAACACUGAACAGCAAGCUGCUUUCCAACAGCAAGCUCCAAUAUCACACAUCCAGACUCCUAUGCUUUCCCAAGAACAGGCACAGUCCUCCCAGCAGGGUUUAUUUCAGCCUCAAGUGUCCCUGGGCUCCCUUCCACCUAAUCCAAUGCCUCAAAGCCAACAGGGAACCAUGUUCCAGUCACAGCACUCAAUAGUUGCCAUGCAGAGUAACUCUCCAUCUCAGGAGCAGCAGCAGCAGCAGCAACAACAACAGCAGCAGCAGCAGCAACAACAACAGAGCAUUUUAUUCAGUAAUCAGAAUACCAUGGCUACAAUGGCAUCUCAAAAGCAACCACCACCAAACAUGAUAUUCAACCCAAAUCAAAAUCCAAUGGCUAAUCAGGAGCAACAGAACCAGUCAAUUUUUCACCAACAAAGUAAUAUGGCCCCAAUGAAUCAAGAACAGCAGCCCAUGCAAUUUCAGAGUCAGUCCACAGUUUCCUCACUCCAGAACCCUGGUCCUACCCAGUCUGAAUCAUCACAGACCCCCUUGUUCCAUAGCUCUCCUCAGAUUCAGUUGGUACAAGGGUCACCUAGUUCUCAAGAGCAGCAAGUAACACUCUUCUUAUCUCCAGCAUCCAUGUCUGCCUUGCAGACCAGUAUAAAUCAACAAGAUAUGCAACAGUCUCCUCUUUAUUCCCCUCAGAACAACAUGCCUGGAAUUCAAGGAGCCACAUCUUCGCCUCAACCACAGGCUGCUUUAUUUCACAACACAGCAGGAGGCACAAUGAACCAACUACAGAAUUCUCCUGGCUCAUCUCAGCAGACAUCAGGAAUGUUCUUAUUUGGCAUUCAAAAUAACUGUAGUCAGCUUUUAACUUCUGGACCAGCUACAUUGCCUGAUCAGUUGAUGGCCAUAAGUCAGCCAGGCCAACCACAAAAUGAGGGCCAGCCACCUGUUACAACACUUCUUUCUCAGCAAAUGCCGGAGAAUUCUCCACUGGCAUCAUCUAUAAACACCAACCAGAAUAUUGAAAAGAUUGAUUUGCUUGUUUCGUUGCAAAACCAAGGGAACAACUUGACUGGCUCCUUUUAACUGGAUAUAAAUUCCAUGAAGAAAAUCCUGAUUCCAAGAUGUCCUGAGAUCUUGUGGUUUCAUGAGAAUGAUUGAACUGUUAACUUUAAAAACAAAACAAGAUAUGAAAAAUUGUAUUUGAGUAAAUUGAUAGAUUUUACUCUGACUGCAAAAGAGCACACCUAUGCUGCUUGUUGCAGUGAUGAACCACCAACGUUAACAUCUUCAUAUUUUAUAUUCCUAAUAACAGUGAUGACUGAGAAUCCAUUUGAGUUUCCAGCUGGCAGAAUUAAUUGUUACUAUUUUCUUGGGCGUAAUUUCCUUAAAAGUACAGUUUAAAUUCAAGGCUGGACCACUCAGUUGUUAUUGCUAUUAGAAAAUGAUAUGUCAUGUUUACUUUUGUUCUUCAUUAUUUUCUUUCCUGUGUUGUUUUAGUCAAGUAAUGGCUUUUGAAAAAGUAAAGUUCAGUAAUAACUAAGGCAUAUUUUUUCAAUAUAAAAGGCACAGCUGUUGGCCACAGUGAAGGAAUCUUUUUUUCAGUUUUUAUGGAGAAACUGAAGGGGUAACAUUCUAACAAGUAAACUGUAUAUGCAGAUAAAAGGACUCUUGAUUUAACAAAAAGGCAUAUGAUACACUUAUAAAACUGGGAACAGCUGGAAUGCUAUCGAUUUUAUUUUUCAGAGAGUUGUUCUCUGAGUUUCUACUAAGGGGUUUAGCCAUAACUGUGCAUAGAAAAAUAAUUACCUUUAUUUUAAAAAUGAAGGGGAUAAUAUAUGAUAAAUUAUGUUCUGAUAUCCUCCUACAGUAGUUUAAACUGACAGAAAAAUUUGAGUGUUUUCUUCUUAACCCAGUAUUAGGCUGGUUUUCCCUUUUUAUAUACAUCUGUAUUACUUUUCACUUCUUUUUCACUUUAGAGAACUAUUACUAUACUACUGGCUUCAUGACCCUGUAGCAUCUUUGGCCACUUUAAUCUAGGGUGACCUAGCAAUCCUGCAGCACAGGGCAGAGAUUAUUCUCUUAGGAAUUAUUGGGAGUUGAUUCCUGAGAAACAACACAUUUUUUCCCCAUGAACGGUGCUGUUCUGAAGUCUUCAAAUUUUUCCCUCUAAUAGGAAACAGUAUAAAUUUCAAUUAGGAAAAAAAAAAAGGCAAACUAAAAUUUCUUGAAACAUCACUUCUCCCUGAUCUGCAGUGAGUGUAAAUUCACUUGUCACCUCAGUGCUUUACAGUUUGAAGUGGUCACUUCCCACAAGCCUUAGGCUUUACAGGGUCAUAUCAUUAACUUAAAAUGAAGAAUUAACUUGUGUUACAUCUAUAAAGAGCAAAAUAACACUCCAGAACUUGGCAGUUGUAGCAUUAGUUAUACAGUUUUGGGUGUUCUUGCCACCCGUGGGAUGCCUGCUUCUCACUACCACCUGUGUCUGGACACAUGCUUAUGUCUCAUUUUUCUUUUGGCAUGUGGAAAGCUGUCAAUGCAGUGUAAGGCCAACGUGUGUGUGGCUUCUAUGUGUUUAUAUAAUGUUUUGGUAUCCUUGUUCGUUUCAUUUAUUUUUUAAGUGUACAAAAAAUAGCCUGUUAAUUGUUGAAGGCUACUUUUCUGUUUUUGUUUUCUGUUUUUGUUUUCUAUCAUGUACAUUUAGUUCAACUGUGUAGAAUUGUGGUGUUGGUUUUGUUUAUACAGCCAGAUUUUUCCUUUUUUCUUUUUUUGUGAUGAUCUUCCUUUGUUCUUUGAAUGUGCCCUUUUAAGUUGUCUUUUUCUCUUUAUUCUCAUGUUUUCUUCCCUCCACCUCCACCCCUUUCUUUCUUUCUCUCUCUGAUUGAGAGGCAUUGAAUUACGUUUUCAGUAGUACAGGCUUCUUGCCGAUAUGAAGGGAACUUUUCAGAAAGAGACCUACUCUGGGUCAUUUAAUUUUGAAUACAGUUUUCAAUCGUUCAAGUUUUGGAUGGUUUAUAUCUAAUGUGUGUUUCAUUUUUUUGGAAAGCUAUAUUUUGUAUUUAGGAAAUGGUAUACUAUUUUGCUAUUUGUACUGAGUGAGUACAUUGGCAUAAAUAUAGAAAUUUAUAUAUAUACAUAUAUAUAAACUAUUCUUUUUUGCCACACAUUUUUGUGGUAAAUUUGUGAGUUUGUCUGAUGUUCUACCACAACGUGGCGUCUGAUAACAGUGAGGGGGGGGGGUUUGUUAUGUCUUUAUUGAGUAUUUAAGUAUCUUUUGAAACAAAUGACCUGUUCAUCUGUGGCCAUUCCAUCAGGCAGUUCCUUGAUGUUAGUAGUGGGCUAAAGGCAGCUUACUGUGUGUUUGCUGGAGCUUUCACUCAGCCAAGUGUUAGAGUAAGGAAACCCAUUGAGGCAAUGGCGUCAAAUGGUGUUUCACAAGAAUGAGCCAUUCAGUCUUUGCUCACUAUAUAUUUAAUAUUUUAUUAUUAUUAUUAAUUGGCUUUCUGUAUUCUAUGCCUUUUAUUUAUAAAGACACUAAGAAAACCCAUGUUUGUAAUUUUAAUAACAUUUUUCCCCAUCUUGUAAUAUCCUGAGCUACUUUAUAAAUUCUCUGAACCAAAAGUAUUUUCCUCAGUGUAUCUCUUCUCCCCCAGCCCUUUUGGGAAAAAUUACCCAGUAUAGUUCAGGUUAUGAGGAGGAUCAGCCACACAAUCCAGUGCUUCAGUUUGAAAAUGUAAAACUCUAACCCUAAAGUAGGGUUGAUUGAAAUGUCAGACAAAGCAAACCCAGCAGGUAUAAAAAGAAGUAGUAGAAAUAAAAAUCUGUAAGUUUAUUUUUGAAUUUUCUGAACUUUUUUCUAGGAGAUUAUGUAGGAGACUAAAGGAAUCUGUUGACCAAGUUCUAAUUAGGAUGAUUGUUAAUACUGCACUGUAGAUGAAGUAGUGGCAAGACUGGCUUGUGUGCUGACUUCUUUUCUGUGGUUUAGCAAGAGGUUUAUUGUUAUAAAAUGCUGAUUGGCAAUGCCAAGUCACUGGGACCAAUUUUCUGUUUUAUAAUCUAAGUUUGGAACAGAAUAUAUACCUGAACUGUAGUGGUUUGAUUGGAUGGAGGCAGAAAAUCCAAUUUUUAUUCUCAUAAAUUUUGUGAUUAUUUAUACAAGGGCUGUGCUAUGCUAUCAUAUUCUCGUUCAAUAAUAAUAGUUUUUUUUGUGUUUUUACAUUGUUAAAUGUUCCUAACCCCUAAAGGUCAAUAUUAAGUACAACAUUCUGAAAAUACAAUUUGGUUACGAAGAGUAUUCAUCUUCUUUGAAGCUCAGUGGUUGAUACUUGUGCUAAUAAUGCAAUUUCCUGAUUAAUGUUACAAGUUACAGCUACAUAUAGGAGAGACUCAGUUAGCCAGCAAAGGCCAUAGAAACAACAAUGUAUUAAAUGUAUUUAUGGCAGAAGGACCUAAAUAAACUGUGAGCCACCUUUUCUUUCUUUGUAUUGUUACAUUCAAUUGUUGAUUUCAGCAACUCACAUUAAUGCUUGGAGCUUAUCUCUCUCUCUCUCUCUCUCUCUCUCUCUCACACACACUCUCUCCCCCCCUUCUCUCUCUCUCUCUCUCUCUGUGUGUGUGUGUGUGUGUGUGUGUGUGUGUGUGUGUGUGUGAGAUUCCUUAUUGUCAUCAUUCCAUUAUAUAUCCAGACCAACAUGGGUGACAAUAAUUCUAAGUCAUAUUUUUCCUCUGAGCUUGAUCAUGUUACCUUUAUGAUUAGAGUAUCAUGUUAUUUAGCCAUUGCAAAUCUGUUUUAAAACAACUCAUUUU